GAACAUGGAGAAGGCGACCCUGCCAUCUGUGACGCUCAUCGUGGGCUGCGGCGUGUCCUCCCUCACCCUGCUCAUGCUGGUUAUCAUCUACGUGUCCGUGUGGAGGUACAUCCGCUCAGAACGGUCUGUCAUCCUCAUCAACUUCUGCCUGUCCAUCAUCUCCUCCAACGCCCUCAUCCUCAUUGGGCAGACUCAGACCCGCAACAAGGUGGUGUGCACCCUGGUGGCUGCCUUCCUGCACUUCUUCUUCCUCUCCUCCUUCUGCUGGGUGCUCACCGAGGCCUGGCAGUCCUACAUGGCUGUGACGGGCCGCCUCCGGAACCGACUCAUCCGCAAGCGCUUCCUCUGCCUGGGCUGGGGGCUCCCUGCGCUGGUUGUGGCCAUUUCAGUGGGGUUCACCAAGGCCAAAGGGUACAGCACCAUGAACUACUGCUGGCUUUCCCUGGAGGGGGGACUGCUGUACGCCUUCGUGGGACCAGCUGCUGCUGUCGUGCUGGUGAACAUGGUGAUUGGGAUCCUGGUGUUCAACAAGCUCGUGUCCAAAGAUGGUAUCACGGACAAGAAGCUGAAGGAGCGGGCAGGGGCCUCCCUGUGGAGCUCCUGCGUGGUGCUGCCGCUGCUGGCGCUGACCUGGAUGUCGGCCGUGCUCGCCGUCACCGACCGCCGCUCCGCCCUCUUCCAGAUCCUCUUCGCUGUCUUCGACUCGCUGGAGGGCUUCGUCAUCGUGAUGGUGCACUGCAUCCUCCGGAGAGAGGUCCAGGAUGCUGUGAAAUGCCGUGUGGUUGACCGGCAGGAAGAAGGCAACGGGGACUCAGGGGGCUCCUUCCAGAACGGCCACGCCCAGCUCAUGACUGACUUUGAGAAAGACGUGGAUCUAGCCUGUAGAUCAGGUGAGCGCCUGACAGUGCUGAACAAGGACAUUGCAGCCUGCCGCACGGCUACCAUCACAGGCACGCUGAAGCGGCCAUCGCUGCCCGAGGAGGAGAAACUGAAGCUGGCCCACGCCAAGGGGCCGCCCGCCAACUUCAACAGCCUGCCAGCCAACGUGUCUAAGCUGCACCUGCACGGCUCACCCCGCUACCCCGGCGGGCCCCUGCCCGACUUCCCCAACCACUCGCUGACCCUCAAGAAGGACAAGGCACCCAAGUCCUCUUUCGUCGGUGAUGGGGACAUCUUUAAGAAGCUGGACUCGGAGCUGAGCAGGGCCCAGGAGAAGGCUCUGGACACAAGCUAUGUGAUCCUGCCCACGGCCACGGCCACACUGCGGCCCAAGCCCAAGGAGGAGCCCAAGUACAGCAUCAACAUCGACCAGAUGCCCCAGACCCGCCUCAUCCACCUCAGCAUGGCGCCUGACGCCGGCUUUCCCACCCGCAGUCCACCCUCCCCACCCCCCAGCCUGGGGGAGUCAGGGGAGCCUGCAGCCCACCCGGGACCCAAUGUGGGGACCGGCACCAAGAACGAGAAUGUUUCUACCUUGUCCGUGAGCUCCCUGGAGCGGCGGAAAUCACGGUAUGCAGAACUGGACUUUGAGAAAAUCAUGCACACCCGGAAGCGGCACCAGGACAUGUUUCAGGACCUGAACCGGAAGCUACAGCAUGCUGCAGAAAAGGACAAGGAGGUGCUGGGCCCGGACAGCAAGCCAGAAAAGCAGCAGACACCCAACAAGCGACCCUGGGAGAGCCUCCGGAAAGCCCAUGGGACGCCUGCGUGGGUGAAGAAGGAGCUGGAGCCACUGCAGCCUUCACCACUGGAGCUGCGCAGCGUGGAGUGGGAGAAGUCCGGAGCCACGAUCCCGCUGGUGGGCCAGGACAUCAUCGACCUCCAGACUGAGGUCUGAGCGGGCGGGCGGCAGCCACGCACCGGGCCACAGAGGAGGGAUGCUGCUCUGCCCGCUCCUGCCGCAGGACGGGCACAGACACACUCGUGGGCAGCGGGCCAGGCCCGCGCUCCAGCCUCAGGGCGCUCGGACAGCGGCCAGGCACAGGGCCCGCAGUGCUGGGACCAGAGCCAGACGGAGGACAGGAGGUGGCCCGGCUGGCGGGCACAGGGCUCCAGAGGCCCCAGGUGCCUCAGACUCUGCCCUCCUCGGGCUGAGCCCCGGCGGGCAGGCGGGCGGCUGUGGACCACAGACAGGCCUAGCGCGGCCGCCGUCCCAGGGUGCCCGCCCGAGCUGCCGCUGAAGAGGACCAGCCUGCUUGGCCCGGCCGGCCUGGCACCGUUUUUUAGACACCCCCACCCCUCGGGAAGCAACCAGCCCCCUACACCUUCCAGGGCCCUGGGCCCCUCCUAGACCCAGGUGGAGAGCACAGCCCUCUGACCCGCGUGGCCCCCAGGGGAAGGACUGAGCCCCCUCCAGGAAGAAGCAGGGGGGAAUCUAUUUUUUCUCUCCUUUUCUUUUCUUCAAUAAAAAGAAUGAAAAACCCA
Molecule: messenger RNA, 2424 nt
Organism: Carlito syrichta (Philippine tarsier)
Lineage: Eukaryota; Metazoa; Chordata; Mammalia; Primates; Tarsiidae
Gene: ADGRB1
Product: adhesion G protein-coupled receptor B1
Exons: 14
Coding region: 5-1837 (610 amino acids)
Biological process (GO): cell surface receptor signaling pathway; adenylate cyclase-activating G protein-coupled receptor signaling pathway; engulfment of apoptotic cell
Cellular component (GO): dendrite; postsynaptic density; membrane
Molecular function (GO): G protein-coupled receptor activity
Source: RefSeq, a predicted model, not a curated record